UCAUACGACACAAAAGAGAAAAGGGUAUAAAACGCCCUUGUACCAUCAUAACGUCUGAAUGCUAGCAUCCUUUCCUUGUCUCAAACAUGGCUACUCAAAUGGACACCCCUUACGUGCUAAGCCCUGAACAAUUGGCUGCAUACGAAGAACAAGGGUUUUUGCUCUUGCACGAUUUCAUCGUUCCUCAAGACUUGAAGACAGUUCAAGGCUGGGCAAAAGAAGUUCAUGCUCUUCCAAACGAGAAAGGAAAAUGGAUGCAUUACGAAGAAGUGAAAAAAGAUGGCAGUAGAACAUUAUGUCGAACGGAAAAUUUUGUUAAUUUCCAUGAUGGCUUUGAGGCAAUGCUCAAAGGUAAACGAGCACGCGAGCUAUUGCAACAGAUCAGUAAAGAAGAAAUGCUCUUGUUCAAAGAGAAGAUCAAUUACAAGAAUCCUGGCGCUGGAGGAUUUGAUGCACAUACAGAUGCACCUGCUUAUCAACACGCUGGUACAUUGAAGCACUUAACGAUCAAUGUCGCAGUUGAUGCCGCAAAUGAAGAAAAUGGUUGUUUACAAGUUGUGAUCGGAUCACAUAAACAACAAAUCCCAAUCGAUUCAAACAAUUGUAUCGAGAAAUCAUGGGAAGAUAGUCAAACAUGGACUUCAGUUCCUUUACAACCUGGAGAUAUUUUGAUCUUUGGAUCUUUCUUAGCACAUAGGAGUGGCCCAAACAAUUCUGCUUUUCCAAGAGCGGCAAUUUAUGCUACUUAUAAUGCCGCUUCAGAUGGCGGUGAUAGACAUGAUGCUUAUUAUGUCGACAGACGUCAGCAUUGGCCACCCACUUCAGAACGAGAAGAAGGUAAAGAUUAUUCCCUAGGUGCUUUACGUUAUGGAUUCGGCUCUCCGAUGGACGGGGCACAAAAGCACAGUAGGAUGAUAAUGGGUGCUACUCUUCAAGCUGGCAAAGUCUGAAGGAUAGAAGCCAUACUUUGUAUCUCAUAAAAUAUAACAAUGAAAUCAGAC
Molecule: messenger RNA, 1001 nt
Organism: Meira miltonrushii
Lineage: Eukaryota; Fungi; Basidiomycota; Exobasidiomycetes; Exobasidiales; Brachybasidiaceae
Product: PhyH-domain-containing protein
Exons: 2
Coding region: 87-950 (287 amino acids)
Source: RefSeq, a predicted model, not a curated record